Molecule: messenger RNA, 984 nt
Organism: Phytomonas sp. Hart1
Lineage: Eukaryota; Euglenozoa; Kinetoplastea; Trypanosomatida; Trypanosomatidae
Source: the annotation of a GenBank genome assembly
AUGGGCAUGGAACACUACGUUAAGGUGAGGGACUUCGGCGGUAAUAGCGGAGCCUUUCUGGCCACGGACAAACAUACACCGGGUAAAAAGGUCGUCAUCAAACGCCUCGCCGACGGCGCACAGGGCAUGGAUGAACUUAAAGCUUCACUCUCUGUACAACACCCUAAUAUAAUACAUUUUCUUGAAUCUUUUGUAUAUGAGGGUAGUUUGUAUGUUGUUCUUCGCCACGAGGCGGGUGGAGAUAUGGAUAACCUUAUCACUCGCCUUUUGAAGCUUCACAAACUUCCUACGACACAUACUUUAUUGAUGUGGUAUACACAAUUGCUUGAUGCUUUAGCACAUUGUCACUCACAGAGAAUUAUUCAUCGUGAUAUUAAACCUAGUAAUAUCUUUGUUUCUGAGGAUACGAAAACGUUGUACCUCGGUGACUUCGGUUCCGCUAAGGAGCUUUCGUCUACUAACCUGACAACUACAUUUGUUGGCACACCGCUAUGGAUUUCACCGGAGGUGCUUCAGGGCAAAUCCUACUCUUAUUCCUCUGAUAUAUGGUCUCUUGGGUGUGUUUUUUAUGAGAUGGCAUGUCUCCACCGUCCAUUUACUGGCAAUUGCUUUGCGAGGCUUGUAAGUGAGAUCACUAGCGGCAGCUUGGCACCGCUACCGGAUGACAUAAUUCCCAUCAUUAAAGAGGUAAUUAUACAAAUGCUUGCACUGGAUCCUUCCAAGCGACCCACGGCGGCAGAAACAUUGGCAAUUCUGAAGCGUGCCCUCGCGUCGGAGAAGGAAAUGCAAAAAAAAAUACCAGUGCGCCACACAAACCAAAAAAAUCGCCUCGGAACUUACGGUGGGUCACCCCACCGCGGGAGGCUCAAGGGUCCGUUGCCAGAACCGCCAAACUCCAUACCAUGUCGUCAUCUAGAAUACUGUCCAACGUUGUCAAAAAUGGAUCCAAAGCCAAAGCGACGAAUAAUUUUUCGCGAUAUAUGA